AUGGAUUCAUUGAUACAAUGUCAUUAUUGCAAACAAAGUCCAACCAAUCCGUUGGAAUUGCAAUGUCAUCAUGCGUAUUGUGAAGCUUGUCUUGCCAAACAUAUACAAAAUGAUAAAGUGACUUGUCCGAUUUGUGGUGUUGAGCAUAUGACACCCAUUUCAUCACUCUCGUCAGCCAAACCUGACAAACUCGUUCCAUUUCUCAUCGGUCUACGCAGUCGAGAACCAUAUUCCGUCAUUACUGACCAAUCACCACCGACAAUUCAAGCUCAAUGUGCGCAAUGCAAGCAAGCAACUGAACUACGUUCAUGUUUACACUGUGAUAAAGCACUGUGUGCUGAUUGCCGUACAAAACAUCAUCUCUCUCAAAAGAAGGAAGUCGACGAAUCGCUUCGUAAAUCUACGACGACAGUCAAUGAUUUGAUCAAUUUAGGCCAGGCAUUGAAUAUCAGUCGAAAUACUCGUAUCGAAACGUAUAAAGUGAUGAAAACGAAAGUUUCAACACAUUCACAAGAUCUUAUACAUUCAAUUCAAGAAGAAGAACAGCGAUAUCAAAAACAAAUCGAUGAACAUAUACAAUCCGAGACCUCCAAAAUUCCCAUUACCGAACAAGAAGUACAACAUCUCCAAAAGCACAAAGCAGCCAUCAGCCAAGUGACCGAUACAUAUGAACACGAAAAUAACCAGAUGAUUCUUACAAAAAUGCAUAAAGAUUACAUGAAUAUGACACCAGUAUGGACAGCGAAGAUUGAAAGUGAAGCAGGUCGACUCAAUCCAAAGAGAGAAGAAGAAUUGAAAUUCGAACCCCACAUUUUCAAGAAAGAUGAAGCACUUCUCGGAACGCUCAAAGGGUCGAAACAUGUCAACAUUGAAGCGUCAUCGGACGCUAAAAAGAUGGCUGCACAUGCCGAUCCCACCACGAGCCGUGCAUGUACCAUAUUAUAA
Rotaria sordida is the source of this 945-nucleotide messenger RNA. The record is from the annotation of a GenBank genome assembly. Lineage: Eukaryota; Metazoa; Rotifera; Eurotatoria; Philodinida; Philodinidae.